UCAAUAGACCCCACAAAGAGUGAAGCUGAAACCCAAGGAAGGGGGUCUUUCUGCAGAGAGAAGAUGAUGAGUGCUAGUGCAAAUAAUGGAAGUGGGCCUUGUGGUGCCUGCAAGUUCCUAAGGAGAAAGUGUGUAAAAGGAUGCAUUUUUGCACCAUACUUUGAUCCUGAUCAAGGAACAGCUCACUUUGCAGCAGUGCACAAGGUCUUUGGAGCUAGCAAUGCUUCUAAGCUUCUCUUGCGCAUACCUACUCACAAGCGUCUGGAUGCUGUUGUUACUCUUUGUUACGAGGCCUUGACCAGGGUUAGAGACCCUGUUCAUGGCUGUGUUGGCCACAUCUUCACUCUCCAACAACAGGUAAUGAAUUUGCAAGCAGAGCUGGCCUACAUUCAAGCCCACCUUUCAACAUUGCAGUGUCUCCCUUUACCUCAGCCACCACCUCUGUGUGCUCAAAGCCACUCCCUAAUGAGUCUUAGUUCAUCUUCAGAAGUACCAUCGUUCUCAAAAUUAGCUUCGAAUUCUAACAUAUCAAUGCACUUUGAUCAGUUACAAUUACAGCCGCAACAAGCAUCCGCAGAAUCGACCGGUUUCUACAAUCCAUCAGAGCAUGGAAUUGAUAAUGAGGAUCUCCACGAAUUGGCUCGAGCGUUUGCGUCUAGAUGCUUGCCAGGAGUUAGAUUUAGGCCUCCAAACUCUCCUUAGAAAUUCGAGGUCUUGUUGAAUUUGGCUUCUGUUGUCUUUCCAGUGCGCUCAUCUUGUAUUUAUUUCACAAUCUAUCUAGUAUAAUUGUACUUGUUUUUUUCCCUCCA
Populus nigra (black poplar) is the source of this 809-nucleotide messenger RNA. Its product is annotated as LOB domain-containing protein 19-like. The coding region runs from base 64 to 702 and encodes 212 amino acids. Gene Ontology annotation, cellular component: nucleus. The record is from RefSeq and is a predicted model, not a curated record. Lineage: Eukaryota; Viridiplantae; Streptophyta; Magnoliopsida; Malpighiales; Salicaceae. Gene Ontology annotation, biological process: positive regulation of DNA-templated transcription; hormone-mediated signaling pathway. The transcript has 2 exons.